Octopus sinensis (East Asian common octopus) is the source of this 561-nucleotide messenger RNA. RefSeq lists its product as uncharacterized. Gene Ontology annotation, molecular function: nucleic acid binding. The transcript has a single exon. Gene Ontology annotation, biological process: DNA integration. The coding region runs from base 1 to 561 and encodes 186 amino acids. NCBI's taxonomy places the organism in Eukaryota, Metazoa, Mollusca, Cephalopoda, Octopoda, Octopodidae. The record is from RefSeq and is a predicted model, not a curated record.
AUGUUUGUUCCCUACCAACUACAUGACAGUGUGCUUUACGACAGUCAUGAUACACAUUUGGGUAUUCAACAAAUAAUCAAUAAAAUUUCUCUUGAGUUCUGGUGGCCAAACAUGUCUCAAGAUGUGACUACCUUCAUUUCCAGCAGCAAUUCAACAGUGACAUGGAAUAAGGAUGGUCCUAGGGAACAUAUUCACAUGGAUUGGGCUUUCAUGAACCGCAUUGGCAAUUUACUCAUUGUCGUCAAUUCAUAUUUCAACUACACUGAUGCUAUCCCCUUGCCCUCAUGCCAAAAGGAAAACAUACAAAAGUGCUUGAUGUGUCUUUUCAUUCUGCUUGGACUGCCAAAAGUUACUACAUCAGACAAUACACCUGAAUUUACAGCAUUGAAAGGUUGGUUAUCGACCCUUGGAAUAAAGAACAUAUAUAUACCUACUUAUCAUCCACAGUCAAAUGGGCAAGCCAAGCGAGCUGUCCAAACCAUCAAACAUGUUUUAUCUGCAUGGAAUCCUGUCAGUGACAAUUGGUAUCCCUAUUUACAGCGAGCUCUAUUCAAUCAUUGA